Chironomus riparius is the source of this 3051-nucleotide messenger RNA. NCBI's taxonomy places the organism in Eukaryota, Metazoa, Arthropoda, Insecta, Diptera, Chironomidae. The record is from the annotation of a GenBank genome assembly.
GUAUAAUCAAGAUAAUAAUUUAAACAAUAUGAUGUGAUCGUGUCACUCACGUGUUAUAAAUAGACAGAAUUUUCUCUCAUAACUCUCAGUGAUUCGCGGAAUUCAGACCUGAAAGCAUCAAAAAUAUUUUAAAACUAUGAGCGGACAAGAAGAUCCAUUUGAUAGCUUAUUAAAAAGUGAUUCAAUUGAUGAUGACUUUAUUAACGGAAUCGUUGAGAAUAAAUAGAAUAUUUCAAAAUUAGGCUUCAAGGUCAUAUUAGUUCUAUUGACCCCAGCAACAAAACCAAAUGAAAAUUAUCUCGGUAUAGUAUAUCGCGCGAAAAUAAAGGUUCGAUUACUUGAAACAAAUGAAAAAAAAGUUUUAGAUGUGAUUAUUAAAGUUGCACAGGAAAUGGCAAUGUCACUCAGUGAAUUGAAUGUCUAUCAUCGGGAGAAGAUCAUGUACGAAAAUGUUUUGACUAAAUUUGAAAAUAUUUUAUUCAAUAAACUUGGCGAAAAAGUUAAAUUCGGUCCAAAAAUGUCAAUGUUUAAGUAUGAACCAAAUCCAAUCAUGGUUCUUGAUGAUCUUAAGGCAGAAGGGUAUGAAAUAGUUGAAAGAAAAGAAUGUCUUUCUUUAAAACUUUCAAAGUGCUUUUUAACAAAAAUUGCUAAGUUUCAUGCUGCAGGAGCUAAAGUUUUACAAACAGAAGGAAUGCUUUUCGACUGCCUUGAUCGUAACAGCCCAAAUGCUGCAAAACAAGACAAUGAAAGUCCUUUGUCUCUAACAUUUCUCCGGAUGCAUGACGAAUUUAUAAAAGCAUUAAGAAGUUAUGGAGGAUGUGAUGAAUAUGCUGAUAAAGUUGAAAAAUGGGACAGAAAUCUCCUUGCUACUGGCUACUUGUAUGAAUCUAAACCAAUGAAAUGUGGUCUUCGAGUCUUGAAUCAUGGAGAUGUCUGGACUAAUAAUAUGAUGUUUAAUUUGGAUACAAAUGAAGUUUUAUUGAUUGACUAUCAGCUGAGUUUUUGGGGAUCACCAGCCUAUGAUAUUCUUCCAUUCCUGGCUGCAUCGAUUCAUGAUGAUAUUAAAGUAAAGCAUUUUGAUGAACUUGUUGAAUUUUACUAUCAAGAAUUAUCAGAAUCUCUAAGGAAAUUAGACUAUUCAGAUCCUAUUCCCAACUUUGAGGAAUUUAAGGAUGAUCUAAUGGAAAAGGGAUUCAUUUUUGCAGGAUUCUUAGAAUACUUGUUUUUCGUAAAAACGACUUCUGGAUUUUCAUUUGACAUGUUAAUGUUUGGAAAAGAUGAAGAAGCUUUACAAGAAGUAUAUAAUCGACUAUACCAAGAAGAAGCUUUUGUAAAAGCUGUUAAAGUGUGGCUUCCAUUUAUGAAUGAACGAGGAUUUUUAGAUGUUUUGAUUCGUUCUUAAUCUGUAAUUCAAUGAACAAAUUUGGAAUUUUUAAAGCAAAACUAAAAUAAAGGAAGCAAUAAACAAUUGUUGUUAAUUUUUAAAAUAAAAUUUAUUCCUGACAUCCGAUUUAAACAAAGGAUUUUUGUUAAUCAGUUACCUAUUUAGAGUUUCGCAACAAUUUAUAGCCCACAUGUGGCUUUGGAACUGUAAUCGACUUAAAUGUCUGCGUUGAUUUGUAAACAAUUUUAUCAUAAAGUGUCUCCUUAUCGACUGUUUUUGUUUGUAUAUCCUCUUCAUCAUUAUUUGAUUGACUUAGAUCAGAGCUUUUAAAUGAACCGAAAAUCUUUGAGAUAAUUUCAGUAAACAUUAUCGUGCCAAUUAUUAUUAAUACUGUCCCAAUCCAAUGGAUUGCGGUGAAAGGAUGUUGAAAAUAAAUAAUUGAAAAAAUUAGAGAUGCAAAUUUCCGCAGCGUUACAACCAUCGUAACAGUCAGUGAUGAGCAUUCUGUUGUUAGAAUAUAGACGCACUUAACACAGAAGUAAUGAGAUAUAAAGUUUAUCACAAGAUAUAAAAUCUGUAUUCGUAUUGAAAUAUUUAGCGGUGCAAUGAUAAAAGCAUCUGAAUUUGCAGCAACAAUCAUGUGGUUCCAAAUAUUCUUUCCCAUCAAGAAAAAUGCGGGUAAUGCAAGCACAUGAGUAUAAAACAAAGCUUCAUUUGGAUGCUUUCCUCGCUUCUUAUACAUCACUUCUUGAUAAAUUCCCAUUCUUGCUGAUAUGAAUAAUGCAAGUGACAGUAAGAGAACUCCAAACAGCCACCAGAAGAAUGAAUCAUUUUUAUCACUUUCAGCAUUUUGCACCUGAGAUUUUUUGACGUCAGAUCCCGAUGCAAUUGUGCUUACGAAAAUUCCUAAUGUUAUUAGCACUACUGACACGUACUUCCAAAAAUCAUAAGAUUUGUUCAGAAUAAUGAUUCCUAAAAUCAUAUUAGCCAUUAAUGAACCUGAUCGGAAUAUCAUUUGUAAAGGCACAGAAAUAUGAAAAUUAAGUGCAUAAUUGUUUAAUACACUUGAUAAGAAAAACAUUGUGACUAGUAAUACAUAGUCUUUCAUCGGUAUAUUAGGUUUAACUGUGAAGAACUUCGAUGUGAAUAUGAGACCAUAAAGUGCGAUAAAGAAAAAUUGAAGAAAUGUGAUGAGAUUCCCAGAUCCUGAGUCAUAUCUACAAAGAAAUUUGUAUAGCUUAAUAUUUUGAUUAAUUUCGAAGUAAAUUGUAUGUUAUCAUACCUCACAGCAAACUCGAGAUAUAGGGCAUCUAAACAACAUCCAAGAAGGACACCAGCAAUAGCUAUUGCCGCUUUGUAAUUCAUAAUUAUUUAACUUUUUUUGCGCAAUUCCUAUUGAACGUGGCAAUGCAUUUUAUGGCAAAAUUAAUUCUAACUUGUUACACCUUUACAGUAGAAUGUCGUGUUUGAUACUAAAAAACUUUAUAGUAUUGUCAACUAAAGUUCUUUGAUAAUAAAAAAAUAAGUUUUGCAAGGGGUGGCAAAGCUUAGUUUUAAAUCCAUCAAAAAAAGUGUUCACACCUAAUUCAAGUCUGACUCAAAGACGUCGCUAAGAGGUCCUUGUAGGGUCAAAAGUUCCUUAUUUUCCUGCCUAUGCUCCUGGCAAG